UCCAAGGCAAAAGGAUUUUUUAAGAAACAUGCUGAAAAGCACGAUGUUUCUUAAAUCGAUUCUUUUAUGUCUAUUUUUUGGAAAUAUAUAUGGAGCAGAAAGCAGUUAUGAGUCUGAUGUUUUAAAAAUGCUUAUAGAUUUUAUUAAAUAUUAUCAAUAUUCUCAAAAAAUAUUUACUUAUACAUGUUGGGGAAAAGAUAAAGAGAUGAACUUGCUACCAAGAGAGUAUCUUCAUGCCAGAUUAGAUUUGAUAUUACAAAACAAAUUAGACCUAAGGAAUAGUUUUAUAUUCAUAGAUAUAUCUUGCCUGAAUUCGCAUGAUAUUAUGAACAAAAUUCGUCAAGAUUUCACACUAUUUACGCCGACGCAGCACUGGAUGCUUUUAAACGUUAAUAAUACUCUAAUUGAGGCAUUUCAUUUUCCUAUAAACAGCAAUAUAUUCUUCGCUGAGGAUAAUUUUAAUAGUUUUAAAAUUAAGGCCGUCUACCAGCCAUCUAAGAAAUCUUCAAUAAUUCAAACCACCAUCGGAAAAUGGUCAAAGAUUCGAGGCUACAGGGAGUUAUAUAAUAUAUUAAAAGAAAAGAGCAUCAGAAACUUAAUGCGGGAAAAAGUUAAAAUAUCAUAUGUGGUUAAAGAUAUUAAUACUGUUGCUCAUUUGGAUGAUUUUCAAUAUGAGAUUCUUACUGAUACUAUGACAAAACUAAACUAUGCCUUAUUUCAACACCUGAUGAAUAUUAUAAAUGCUACCAAAUCAGAAGAAUUCAGAGGCGAUUUUAAGAAACUAGAAAAUAAUAUAGGGAUGAUUGAUGAUCUAAAGAGUGGCGAAUUUGACAUUGGAGGUACACCAAUAGAGCUGUAUUCAAAAAAUAUAGACGAAUUUAGCGUACUAGCUAAAACCGCUGUGGUCGAAAGAAAAUUCAUAUUUAGAACCACACCUCACUCUUAUAUAAGCAAUGUAUUUACACUGCCUUUUGACAGUUACGUAUGGUACUGCUGCUUCGGACUGAUUGCUAUCAUCUUUUGUGUCACUUAUAUCGUAGUUUAUUGGGAAUGGAAGGAUCCGGUUUUCAAAAAAUAUAUUACUCCAAGAUUAUGUUUAAGGCCUCAUCCAGUGGAUAUAUUCUUAAUGACAGUGGGAUCUGCAGCUCAGCAAGGUUUUGAGACCGAACCAAGAAGCAAUUCGGGAAGGGUGGCAUUCAUAUUUACCUUAAUUUCACUUAUGUUUUUGUAUACGUCAUUUUCAGCAAGCAUUGUGGCCCUGUUGCAAUCUACUACAGAAAGCCUAAAUAGUCUCGAUACCUUAUUUGAAUCUAGAAUGCCUAUAGGAUUUAAGGAUAAUAUAUCCAUGGAAUAUUUUGAGAAAUUGAAAUAUGAAAACAAAUCCAGUGACUUUAUUAGUAAGCUGAAAAAGCCAGUUUUUUUAUCGGUCGAGCAAGGAAUACAGAUAGUGCAAAAGGAAUUUUUUGCUUUUUAUGCUGAUACUGCUGAAACGUAUAAGUAUAUAAAAGAUUGGUUUUCAGAGACUGAAAAAUGUAGUUUGAGGGAAAUCACAUUCAAAAACACUUACCUUGAUUAUUGGCUGUUUAUGAAGAAAAAUUCUGAUUACAGAGAUUUAGUGCGUACGGGGAUGCACAAAAUUCAGGAAACAGGAAUUCGUAACAGAGAAUUUAAGAGAUUAUUUACUGCAAAGCCCAGAUGUGAUAAUGUAGAAGGAAAUUUUGAAAGUGUUGGCUUAAGAGAUAGUUAUGGAGCGUUUUUGGUUAUGGCAUUUGGAGUCAUAAUUAGCAUUUUGCUCGCCUUACUGGAAGGUUUAUGGAAGAAAUACAAUGCUAAUAUUAAUAUAAGACAAGUUGCUGAUCUUCAACUGAAAUAUUUUAGAAAUUAGCAGAACAUAGAUGCAAGGAAGUUUGAAUAGAAGAGUAGGUUAAUCAAAGAGAAAAUAUAUUAGUUGAGCUUAAGGAUAAUAUCGAUUGCACCUUUAAUUAGACUUUCUAUUUUUUUUUCAUUAACUCUAGGUUAACAAUGUAUAGACACAUAUUAAUUUAAAAAACCUAUUAAUAAAAUAUUCUCCUUACAAUUUUUUUCCUUAACAUUCUUAAAUUUGAUAUGACUGUAGCGAGUAAAAAUGGUACUGUGAUAUUAUUUGGAUUCUAUUAUACCCAGAUGCAACAUCAAGAUUUUAUAGAAAUACGCACUCAGACGACUAGCCAUGAUGACCGUGAGUAGUUUCUAUGAUGAUAUAGGGCGUUCACAGACAAACAAGCAUAGUAUACGAUUCUAUGGGGAGAUUUCAAUGCUAAAAUGGGAAUAAAGCAGGACACUGCUGAAACCCCUUUGGGCAACUUCGGAACCACAGGCAGAAACGAGCGACGUGAAGUAGAAUGCUGGAUGAUCUAUUGCAGAAUGAUUUAUUUCAGAUGAAUUGCUUUUACAAGAAAAAUUGAAAUAGAAGAUGGAUCUGGAAAUGCACAAAUGGAUACACAAGAAAUUAACUAGAUCAUAUUAUGACGGACACCAAAUACGUGAUGGUAUUGCAAGUUCUCUACGGUGAAGGGAUCAAAGACUGAUACAAGCUAAAGUGCAUAUAGAUAUUGAUCACAAACACUACAAAAU
Molecule: messenger RNA, 2613 nt
Organism: Anthonomus grandis grandis
Lineage: Eukaryota; Metazoa; Arthropoda; Insecta; Coleoptera; Curculionidae
Product: ionotropic receptor 93a-like
Exons: 9
Coding region: 29-1885 (618 amino acids)
Cellular component (GO): membrane
Molecular function (GO): ligand-gated monoatomic ion channel activity
Source: RefSeq, a predicted model, not a curated record